Daldinia loculata is the source of this 586-nucleotide messenger RNA. RefSeq lists its product as uncharacterized. Bases 135 to 443 code for a protein of 102 amino acids. The record is from RefSeq and is a predicted model, not a curated record. Lineage: Eukaryota; Fungi; Ascomycota; Sordariomycetes; Xylariales; Hypoxylaceae. The transcript has 3 exons.
AAUCCAUCUCGCACAUAAACAUUUCUUCUUUUCUUCACUGUAUAAAAUAGUUCUUACGACCUGGCGUCGCUUGGUUUACAUUUAACUAUUAACUACUGUAUAUCCAAUUUACUCUAAUACCCUACCUCGUCAAAAUGGUUCACAUCAACAUUGCUGUACUCCUGACGCUCGCCGUUGCAGCUUUGGCCCAAGUUACGCCUAACAAUGCCGGCGCUAAAGAUGUAGGCCAGGGUAACGGACAACAGUUCAUCACCGGUGGCUGCACUUCCGACGCUGACUGCUCGUCUGCAUGCUGUGCCCAAGUUAAAACCACAGGCCUAGGUGUCUGCUCCGCAGAAGCUGCGUCGCUUCAAAACGGGAAGUUGGGCUGCGGUUUCGUCGACCCCAAUGCCGCCCAGACUAUCGCCAAUGCUCAGGCCCAGGUCAAAAAGCAGGGUUUCUAGGAUGGAAAUUUCUAGGAAAUUUUGUCGUUGAGCUAGGUAAAGGAUUUUGCUUAGGGCUACUACCUAUGUAUGGGAACUUAAGUCGAACAUGAGCUUUGAGAAGUAUAUAUCGCAUCAAUCAAUGCGCGUUAUACACUAUGAAU